Molecule: messenger RNA, 1178 nt
Organism: Vitis riparia (riverbank grape)
Lineage: Eukaryota; Viridiplantae; Streptophyta; Magnoliopsida; Vitales; Vitaceae
Product: bidirectional sugar transporter SWEET4-like
Exons: 5
Coding region: 62-844 (260 amino acids)
Biological process (GO): carbohydrate transport
Cellular component (GO): membrane
Molecular function (GO): sugar transmembrane transporter activity
Source: RefSeq, a predicted model, not a curated record
CCUCUCGCUCUCUUCUUCUUCUCCAUCUCACUCUCCUUCUGCUUCCGCGGCUUUCACAGCCAUGUCUUCUACAGAAGUUGCUCGAACCGCAGUUGGCAUCCUAGGAAACAUCAUCGCACUCUUCCUGUUCUUAUCACCAGUGCCAACUUUCAUAUCAAUAUGGAAGAAAGGUUCAGUGGAGCAGUACUCACCAGUUCCCUACCUUGCAACCUUCAUCAACUGCAUGGUCUGGGUCCUGUACGGCCUGCCCAUGGUGCACCCUCAUAGCACCCUGGUCGUGACCAUAAACGGGACUGGCUUCGUCAUUGAGCUCGUUUACUUGAUCCUCUUCAUCGUCUUCUCCAAUAGAGGUAACAGGUUGAGGGUCAUAAUGAUAGUCCUAGUGGAGAUCAUCUUCGUCGCCAUUGUCGCCCUCCUCACCCUCACCAUGGUCCACACCACCGACCGCCGGUCAAUGAUCGUCGGAACCAUUUGUAUUCUGUUUAACAUUAUGAUGUAUGCUUCACCACUCUCGGUCAUGAAAAUGGUGAUCAGAACCAAGAGUGUGGAGUACAUGCCAUUCUUCCUCUCCUUGGCUGCCUUCGGAAAUGGCAUUGCUUGGACUACUUAUGCUCUCAUCCGCUUUGACCUCUUCAUCACUGUUCCCAAUGGACUGGGCACACUUUUUGCAGCGGCCCAGUUGACCUUAUACGCAAUGUUUUACAAAUCCACGAAGAGACAGUUGGCAGAAAGAAAACAAGGCAAAGUUGAGAUGGACUUGGCCCAAGUGGUGGUCACUGCUGAACCCAUGGACAAGGCCCAGAAUGGUGGUGGUGGAGGUGUGCAUGAGGUCCGUAGAACAUGACGUACCCCAGACGGGCCAUACCUUCCCCACUGUCCGAUGAUUGGAAAACCAUAAGUUAUAUAAUCAGAUUACGAAUUUUGUCUUCGUUAUAGGGUUUUUGCUGAUGAUGAAGGUGUGAUACCUAAAUUAUAGGCCAUAUACGGUAACAUGAUGGCUUGUAAGCUUCCCCACCGUCUGAUGAUCGGAAAACUAAAAGUCACGAUCAUAUUAAGAGGUGUUUUUUUUUUUUUUUUUUUCUUCUCUCUUUAGGGUUUUUGUUGAUGAUGACAGUGUGAUGUCAUAUCAUACUUCAAUAUAAGCCAUGUAUGGUAACAUGAUGGCUUGUGAGCUUUUA